GGUCCGGCGAGAGGAGCGGCCCGUCCGCAGGAGGCGGCGGGAGCGCCGGGUGCAGGCAAAGAAGGGCUGGGUCGGCCUUUCUGCAGCAGCGUGCCCGAGCGCCUCGGGCAGGGGCCGGGGGCAACAGAGCUUCUUAGCAUGACAGCAGGAGGACGGCAAAGGAGCGGCUGAAAGCGGUUAUCAUGUUGGGCUCUGGGUUCAAGGCUGAGCGCUUGCGAGUCAACCUGCGCCUUGUCAUCAAUCGCCUCAAACUGCUGGAGAAAAAGAAGACUGAGUUGGCCCAGAAGGCAAGGAAGGAGAUUGCAGAUUAUCUGGCAGCUGGAAAAGAUGAGCGUGCCAGGAUUCGUGUGGAGCACAUCAUCCGUGAAGAUUACCUUGUGGAGGCCAUGGAGAUCCUGGAGCUGUACUGCGAUCUGCUGCUAGCCCGCUUUGGCUUGAUUCAGUCCAUGAAGGAGCUGGACUCUGGCCUGGCAGAAGCAGUGUCUACGCUGAUUUGGGCUGCACCGCGACUCCAGUCAGAAGUGGCCGAGUUGAAGAUUGUUGCUGACCAGUUGUGUGCCAAGUACAGCAAGGAGUAUGGGAAGCUGUGCCGGACAAACCAGAUUGGGACAGUCAAUGACAGGCUGAUGCACAAGCUGAGCGUGGAGGCGCCACCCAAGAUUUUGGUGGAGAGAUAUCUCAUUGAGAUUGCCAAGAACUACAAUGUGCCCUAUGAGCCUGACUCGGUGGUGAUGGCUGAAGCCCCUGCAGGUGGAGAGGCAGAUCUGAUUGAUGUGGGAUUCACAGACGAUGUGAAGAAGGGUGGCCCUGGAGGAGGAGGAGGUGGUGGAUUUACAGCCCCACUGGUUGGUCACGAUGGAAUAGUACCCAUGCCAGUGAUGAUGCCUAUGCCCAUGCCAACACCAAAUCCGCCUUUCUCCUAUCCACCUCCAAAGGGACCGGAUAACUUCAAUGGCCUACCGGUGGGAACCUACCAGCCUUUCACUAACAUCCAUCCACCACCAAUUCCGGCAAACCCACCAACAUAUGAGUCUAUUGAUGAGCCGAAUGCUGACAAGGAUGCUUCUGCACCGGUGGCUGGGCCCGGGCCCAAGUCAGAGCCUUCUCCUAAACCAAGGGCUGGAGCUCCUACCACCUUUGACAACUUCGUGCUGCCUGAAUUACCGUCUGUGCCAGAUACGCUGCCAACAGCUUCUGCCGGCGCCAACUCUUCUGCCUCCGAAGACAUUGACUUUGACGAUCUUUCUCGGAGAUUUGAGGAGCUAAAGAAGAAAACAUAAAACCGACUGGGCCGUAGCUCCACGGCGGGGGCAGGAGCCCCUCGGGAACAGACUCCCUUUGAAAUCGGUUUCCUGUAUUUAA
Molecule: messenger RNA, 1362 nt
Organism: Egretta garzetta (little egret)
Lineage: Eukaryota; Metazoa; Chordata; Aves; Pelecaniformes; Ardeidae
Gene: IST1
Product: IST1 factor associated with ESCRT-III
Exons: 10
Coding region: 183-1280 (365 amino acids)
Biological process (GO): protein transport
Source: RefSeq, a predicted model, not a curated record